AAGUGAGAAAUCGAAAUUAAAACAUAUUGAAAAAGCCAGAUUUACUUUUAAAAUGAAGACAGCUAUUGCAUUUUUGCUUUUCUGCAUUGCUGUGGUUAAUGCUGCACCAGCUAUCAACACCAAUACUGAAGGCAAAGAAAACGCAUUGGUUAAUACUGUAAAUGACGCUGUAGACAGCAACCAUGCUAAUGACGACGAACAAUUACCCAACGACGAGUUGGAAGAAGAGGAUUAUCCUGAAGAGGAGGAUGAUGAGGACGAAAACGGUGAAUUGGAAGAGAAUGAUCCUUAUCAAGCCCGCUCUUAUCGUAGAUACGGACGAUAUGGUGGAAGUUAUGGUAGGUAUACUGGCGGAUAUACCGGGCGGUACAUUGGAAGUCGAUACAGUGGUCGAUAUUCCCGAAUUGGGUCAAGAUUUGGUUCUUAUGGUCGAUUAAGCCGAUACAGAUCCUACCGACCAUCGUAUGGUUCAUCUUACCGUCGAUACACCACUGGACGGUACAGUCGAUAUGGAAGUACAUAUAGGCGAUACACUCCUCGAUACAGAUCAUAUACUCCUAGAUACAGAUCUUACCGUCGCUAUAAUUUCGGUCGUUAUGGAUCAAAGUAUUAGAUUUAAAAUUGAGCUUUUAUAUGUAUUAGGUGUAGGUUACCUUUGUAAGAAAUAAAUUAAUUUCGGGAAUUAAACUAUUUUUAACACAAAUAAGGGGAAAACAAAAAACAAAAAAAACAUGGAUGGUAUAUUCCUCUACGGAUUUUAAGCUUGUUAUACUUUAAAAAUGUACUCCC
This is a messenger RNA of Hydractinia symbiolongicarpus, 789 nucleotides long. RefSeq names its product shematrin-like protein 1. Lineage: Eukaryota; Metazoa; Cnidaria; Hydrozoa; Anthoathecata; Hydractiniidae. The record is from RefSeq and is a predicted model, not a curated record. Bases 53 to 613 code for a protein of 186 amino acids. The transcript has 4 exons.